AUGGCGGCGCAGAGGAGGAGCCUGCUGCAGAGUGUGAGGAACGACCCGCUCUCCGGGCUGGGGGUUGGGACCCCAGGGGGCGGCCUGUCGGGUGCAGGCGCGGCUCCCUCUCCGCCGCUGGGCAGCCUCCCUCUCGCUGACGAGUUACAGCAGCAGCAGCAGCAGCAGCAGCAGCAGCAGCCCAUGGUGUACCGCUCAUCACCCUCCAGGGCGUCUGAGUGUCCGGGCAGUGUGUGUGGCUCGCUGACCGGCUCUCCGCUGUCCUGCGGUAAGAUCAGCUCAGAUACCGUCAUUGAGCAGAUGGCUGUGAGGGCUACCACACAAGGUCGGGUAGCUGUCACCCAAGGAUACCCUCACGGGAGUGAGAACAACUGCUUCCUGUACGGGGUCUUCAACGGCUAUGAUGGCAACCGGGUGACCAGCUUCGUGGCCCAGCGGCUGUCUGCAGAGCUCCUGCUGGGCCAGCUCAGCGCGGAGCACACCGAGGCGGACGUGCGGCGUGUGCUGCUGCAGGCCUUUGAUGUGGUGGAGAGGAGCUUCCUGGAGUCCAUUGAUGACGCAUUGGCUGAGAAGGCCAGCCUCCAGUCCCAGCUGCCAGAGGGUGUCCCUCAGCACCAGCUGCUUCCUCAGUACCAGAAGAUCCUCGAAAGACUCAAGGCACUGGAGAGGGAGAUUUCGGGAGGAGCCAUGGCUGUUGUGGCGGUCCUUCUCAACAACAGGCUCUAUGUCGCCAAUGUCGGUACGAACCGUGCCCUUUUAUGCAAAUCCACGGUGGACGGGCUGCAGGUGACCCAGCUGAACGUGGACCACACCACGGAGAACGAGGACGAGCUCUUCCGCCUCUCUCAGCUGGGUUUGGAUGCAGGAAAGAUCAAGCAAGUGGGGGUCAUCUGUGGGCAGGAGAGCACCAGGCGCAUCGGGGAUUACAAGGUCAAGUACGGCUACGCUGACAUCGACCUACUGAGUGCUGCCAAGUCCAAGCCUAUCAUUGCAGAACCCGAGAUCCACGGUGCACAGCCCCUGGAGGGGGUGACCGGCUUCCUGGUGCUGAUGUCGGAGGGGCUGUACAAGGCCCUGGAGGCAGCCCACGGGCCUGGGCAGGCCAACCAGGAGAUCGCCGCCAUGAUCGACACUGAGUUCGCCAAGCAGACUUCCCUGGAUGCGGUGGCCCAGGCCGUGGUGGACCGGGUGAAGCGCAUCCACGGUGACACCUUUGCCAGUGGUGGGGAGCGUGCCAAGUUCUGCCCCAGGCAUGAGGACAUGACCUUGCUGGUGAGGAACUUCGGCUACCCACUAGGCGAGAUGAGCCAGCCCGCAGCGUCCCCAGCCCCAGGUAUGCGCACAGCAUGGACAGGAGGCCUGGUGGUCCCUGCAGCCCAGCCAGCUGCUUUCCAGAGCACCAGCAAGACUAGUGGGGACCUCUCCUCCAUGCCCUCCCAGGCUGGGGCUGGUCAAUGGGGGCCCCACAGCCCACCCUGGGAUGAGGCCACCCCCACCUCACCUCGGCCAGAGCCGACCCUCACCCUGCAGUCCACCAAACACACCCAGAGCAGCAGCUCCAGCUCAGACGGGGCCUCGCUGCCUGCCCACUCGCUUCCCACUCCUGGGAGGAUGGACGGGCUCAAAGUGAUGGGAGAGAACACUGCAGAGAUCGGCGAGGCCCAGAAUCCCCCUGGGCGGCUGGAACGGGGCAGCCCAGGGCGGGAGAAGUCAAUGUCAUCCUGGUCCCAUUUAGAAGCAGCCCUUAUGCUGGUUCCAGAGCGGGAGACCCAGAAUCUCAUAGUUGCUUACAAACACAAAGAUCCCGAGAGCAUUCUGGAAAAGGGCCGCAAGUGCCCAAACGUCCCACUGAGGGCCCUGGAUUAUGACCAGGCCCUCAAGGUUCUCAGCAUCCUGUGGAGCAGCCAGAUGGAAAUCCUGGCAGGGCGGAUCAGCCUGGCCCUUGGGUACCUGGAGGCAGACCACAGAGUCUGUUACAUCCCCCCCUGGUGGCUGCAGGGCCACUGCCCGUACUCAGCCUGGGGGCAGGAGACAGCCUCCAGCGAGGAAACCGCUGUCAUCGAGCCACAGCGGCCCGGCACGGGUCGUGGCAGCUGGAACGGGACACUGUGCCUCACCUGUGGUGUGCCACCUCGGGGACCCGAGGCAGGCCGCUGA
Molecule: messenger RNA, 2157 nt
Organism: Puma concolor (puma)
Lineage: Eukaryota; Metazoa; Chordata; Mammalia; Carnivora; Felidae
Source: RefSeq, a predicted model, not a curated record